AUGUUUAGAAGAUCAAAAGUGACAGAUGGGACAACCACUGGCCAAGUGGGGAUCAAGAAAAAAUCUAAGGUCCCCGGAGUGAUGAUUACACAGUUUACUGAGACACUGCCAGAGGGAAAGAGCCAUCCAGACUUCACCCGCAAGCCAAUUGCUUUGACCAUCCAAGAGGGAAAAUUUGCUUUUUUUAAAGCCAUUGUCACUGGAGACCCAAAGCCAAUGGUAACAUGGAGCAGAAAUAACGGAGAUGUGUCCGAUACAUUGAGAUACCAAACCAAAUACGAUCCCAAUUCCAAUGAGCAUACAUUUGAGAUGCCACAUGUUAUGCCAGAUCAAGCGGAUACCUAUAAAUGCUUUGCCACAAAUGAAUAUGGACAAGCCGUGGUCACAGUUGUCCUCAAUGUUAUUGAAGUUGGUUUCAAAAUGAACAAAGCCCAGCAACAAGCAGCAGAAGCCACUGAUGGGAACUUUAAGACUGUGCUGAAAAGGAGAAGUAAGAUCCGUCCCAAAUCUGAGCAACCUGGGAAAAAAGAGGGGGAGAUUGAUCCUAAAUUUUGGGAGCUCUUACUUAGCGCUGAUAAGAAAGACUAUGAGAGAAUCUGUGCAGAGUUUGGAGUCACUGACUUUCGCUGGAUGCUCAAGAAACUGAGUGAAAUGAAGAAGGAGAGAGAGGAAGAACAAGCUGAGUUUGUCAGAAACCUCUCUAACCUAAGACCUAUUCAGGUCAAUGCAGAUGGUACUGUCUCUUUUGAGAUUGACAUGGACCUUCUGGACCCAAGCAGCUCAAUCUACCUGUACAAGGAUGGUGAAAUGAUUCCAUAUACAAAGGAGUUGGGAGAUAAGAUGAAGCACAGCCUUAGACAAGUGGGGAAAAAGUAUAUUUUCAGUAUGAGGGACCUUAUGCCAGAAGAUGCUGGAUUGUACCAGUUGGAUGUAGAGGAUGUGAACAUGUUUUCCACUGAUUUUAAAAUUCCCAUGGUGGAUUUCUUGGUGAAAAUUCAGGAAGUGAAGGCAAAGGAGAGAGAAGAUGCUGUGUUUGAGUGCGUCCUGUCAAAUCCCUUCUCCAAGAUUUUGUGGUUUGGCAAGAAUCUGCCACUGGAGCAAGGGGAUAAAUAUGAUAUUGAGGUCUCAGAGGACAAGCUCAUUCACAGGCUGGUGGUCAAAGACUGUAUGGUAGUAGACAAAGGAAUUUAUUCUGCCUGCGCAGGAAUAAAAUCUUGCAAUGCAUGGCUUGUCGUUGAAGCUGACAAAGACGCACCAAAAGGUAAAAAAUCAGUAAGAAAAACAACAAGGGCAGGAGGAUCUGGAAUAGACUUGCAGAAGGUUGCCCAAGAGCAACAAGUAAAACUGGAGAAGGAAAGAGAAGAAAGAAAAGAAGAGAUUAAAGCUGCUAAAGAAGCUACGGCAGCUGCACCUCCACCUGAAACACCUCCAGCUCCUGCACCCAUUAAAGCUCCAGCUGUACCUAAGGCACCGAAAGAGCCUGAACCAAGAAUAGUGAACGAGCCAACAGCAGUGGCUUCAGAUCCACCGGUUGUGGAGAUAGUAAGCGCCGAGCCUGGAAUUACCUGUGGACUCUCCGAUAUUUAUUCUCUUCAUGGAAAACCGACUGAAUUAACUGUGAAGAUGAGUAUGGACUGCGAUGGCGCCUGGUUCAAAGAUGGAAAACAGUUAAACUCAGGUGCUGGGGUUACCAUAGCCAAAGAUGGAAAUUCUCACAAGCUGACAAUUAAAAGCUGCAGAGAUGAUGACUCUGGACUUUAUCGUUUUGAAUCAGGGGAACAAAGUACACAAGGAAAGGUCACUGUUGGAGAUGUACCUGAAUUUGACCCAGACGACCUUCACAAGUUCACCAAGCCUGUUAUAGUAAAAGUGGGGCAGAACGCUGCCUUUAAGAUGCCCUUUGCUUCUCAGGAAUCUUUGCUGGUCAGUUGGUUUAAGGAUGGCACUGAGCUCAAAGACGGAGGAGGAGUUAAGAUCGUGAGGGAGCCCAAUCACAGUCGGCUGCUGCUCAGAGACUGUCUGCAGACAGACACAGGGGAAAUAAAGAUCCAACUCAAAAACCCAUUUGGAGCUGUGGAGGCCAAAACUCAGCUUAUUGUGCUUGAUCGUCCAGGCCCACCGGAGGGUCCAGUGGAGACUGUUGAAACCACCUCAUCUAUAAUUGAGAUUAAAUGGAACCCCCCCAAAUACGACGGUGGCUCAGUCAUCACCAACUACAUUAUAGAACGGCAGCAGGCAGGACAGAGUCUGUGGAUGAAACUUGGGGAUGUCUCAGCUGACAGGACCUCUUUCAGAGACAGGAAUGUGACUCAUGGAAAGAAAUACAAGUACCGCAUCUAUGCAGAAAACCCUGAGGGCCUCAGCGAUGCCCUGGAGACAGCUGAUAGCAUUAUGGCUGGCAUAAUGAUACUCUCCGGUCCACCUGGUGUCCCCAAAGUGGUGAGUGCCUCUAAGACCUGUAUCAAUUUGACCUGGACCCCUCCAGAGGACGACAGAGGAGUACCGAUCAUUGGUUAUCAAGUAGAGAAACAAAAGAAGGACACAAAUCAGUGGAUUGCCCUGAAUGCACUUAAUGAGCCUAUUGAGGAUGUGAACUAUGCAGUUAAGGAUAUCACUGAGGGCGCAGAGUACGAGUUCAGGGUUUCAGCGAUCAAUGAGUCAGGAUCUGGAGACCCAAGCCCUCCAUCUGCAAUGGUGUGUGCAAAGAAUCCCAACAUGAGACCGUGUUUUAAAGACCCAGAGGACUUCAUUGUUGUCAGAGCAGGAAAUUCUGCUCGUGUCAAAAUUUGCUAUGAGGCUGAACCUCCACCUCAGAUCACUUGGCUGAAGGAUGAUGAGCCAGUAUCUCCAUGGAUUAAUAUCAUCAAUACAGAGGGAAUGUCUCAACUUGUCAUUCCCUCAUCAAAGCGGUCAGAUUCGGCAAUCUACACUAUCAAAGCCAAAAACUCUGUGGGUGAGGCUUCAUUCGACAUUGAGGUUAGAGUCACAGAUGAACCAAAGACACCAGGGCCAGUUGAAUUGGAGCAAACAGUCAAUGGCAAAGUAGUGGUAUCAUGGGCUCCCUCUCCAGACCAGGAGCUCGACGACCGCCUGUACUACAUGGUCUCUCAACAUGACUCAAGCACCAGAGUGUGGAGGACUGUAGCAGACCGCCUCUUCACUAACACAUACACAGCCAUCAACAUCCUCCCCGGGAUAGAGUAUCAUUUCCGGAUCUAUGCCAAGAACGAUGUGGGCCUCUCAGAUCCAUCUCAGUCACCUACAUGGGGUGCCAACAGCAACAGAGUUCAAAUAACUUCAAAUGGAAUGAAUUCAACGGAGGUCUGCUUCGAGAGGCCUCCAUCCAUCUUGGUCCCUCUGAAAGUCCACACUCCACCUAAAGGUUACCAGCUGUUCAUGACAUGUGCUGUCCGAGGAUGCCCCACGCCCACUGUAUCGUGGUACCUAAACGACAUCUGCAUCAACUCCGACAACAACUACUACUUAACCAACUCGUUUGGUGUGUGCUCCAUGUAUAUCCUAAGAGUCCGACCAAAGGACAGCGGUGAAUAUAAGGUGGUUGCAGUCAACUCUUUUGGCAAGGCAGAGUGUUCCACUAAACUUAUUGUUAGAGAUUAA
Molecule: messenger RNA, 3618 nt
Organism: Xiphias gladius (swordfish)
Lineage: Eukaryota; Metazoa; Chordata; Actinopteri; Istiophoriformes; Xiphiidae
Gene: igfn1.4
Product: immunoglobulin like and fibronectin type III domain containing 1, tandem duplicate 4
Exons: 22
Coding region: 1-3618 (1205 amino acids)
Molecular function (GO): protein binding
Source: RefSeq, a predicted model, not a curated record